This is a messenger RNA of Camellia sinensis, 2293 nucleotides long. RefSeq lists its product as uncharacterized. Lineage: Eukaryota; Viridiplantae; Streptophyta; Magnoliopsida; Ericales; Theaceae. The record is from RefSeq and is a predicted model, not a curated record.
AAAAACAAAGGCCGCUCUUUUCUCUUCUGUCUCCUUCCUCUUCUCUGAGAAAUCAUUCAUCACCAACCCAGUAAAGCUUCGUUCCUUCCCUCUCCUCAUUUUUCAUACUCUACCACACACAUACAUAUACAUACAUAAUUGAAUCAACAACAGGAACAACCUAGAAAGAGACAGAGAGAGAGAAAAAAAGGAGAUCCACAGCAUCUGAAUCUGUAUGGAACAACUCAUUAACUUCAUCAUUCGUCCCCCCAGAGCUGAAUAUGACCCAAAAAAUGAUCUAUUGGAUCAAGAAUUCAUGCUGAAAGGGAAAUGGUUCCAACGUAAGGAUGUGGAGGUUACAAACAGUCGAGGAGAUGUUCUCCAAUGUAGUCAUUACAUGCCUAUUGUUUGUCCAGAAGGAAAGGCUUUGCCUUGUGUAAUCUAUUGCCAUGGAAACAGUGGAUGUAGGGCAGAUGCCAGUGAAGCGGCUAUAAUAUUGUUGCCUUCAAACAUUACUGUUUUCACCCUUGAUUUCUCAGGGUCUGGACUAUCUGGAGGAGAGCAUGUCACAUUAGGGUGGAAUGAAAAGGAUGAUCUCAGAGCUGUUGUUGAUUACUUGCGGGCAGAUGGAAACGUUUCUUUGAUUGGUUUGUGGGGCCGCUCAAUGGGUGCUGUUUCUAGCUUAAUGUAUGGAGCUGAAGAUCUUUCGAUUGCAGGGAUGGUUCUUGACAGCCCGUUCUCUGAUUUGGUUGACUUGAUGAUGGAACUUGUGGAUACCUACAAAGUCCGUCUUCCCAAGUUCACUGUGAAGUUUGCAAUCCAGUACAUGCGACGAGCUAUUCUAAAGAAAGCCAAAUUUGACAUAAUGGAACUGAAUACCAUCAAGGUAGCGAAGUCGUGUUUUGUUCCAGUUUUGUUGGGGCAUGCUGUUGAUGAUGAUUUUAUACAGCCUCAUCACUCAGAUCGUAUAUUUGAUGCUUAUGUGGGAGACAAGAAUAUCAUCAGAUUUGAGGGAGAUCACAACUCUCCACGUCCACAAUUUUAUUUUGAUUCUAUAAAUAUUUUUUUCCACAACGUUUUGCAACCUCCAGAGGGUGAAGUGGGGGGAACUUAUUUUGAUACAACACACGAUUACUUUGGCAAAGGUAGUUGGAGUGCCUUGAAUGGAGUAGGAUAUGCAGAUGAUGAUUUUUUCACUGCAUCCAUAGAUCCAGCAGCAAGUAGCACAGAAGUUUCCAUCAACCAGCUUCGCUCCAAGAGACCCAUGAGUAGAAUGGAGGUCCCUUCUGAAAUUUCAUCUAAAGAUAAGCAAUCAGAAGCAGAGGAAGAAGGAUCUGGAACUAGGCCCGUCCCAUCAUCUUCUAAAAUGAUUAGCUUUGAAUUUUCCAAUGGUCAUCCUUGUGGCCCCCAUGUUCCAACCUCGAUAGAUGAGGAUGAGUAUGUUGAAUACCCACUUGAUAAUUUAGCGGAUUUCCCUUCCAAUGUGGAAGAAGAAGAAAGGAUGUUCAUGGAAGCAGUGAUAGAGUCAUUGAAAGACUUGGAUAUGAGACAUCCUCAUACUGGGGAACAGCCAUCUAGUGCCAACACCAAUCCACACGAGCCUUUGCAGAAAGAAAAAACUGCCGAGUCUCCAACAAUAGAUAAUUGUGCGUCCUCAACGAUAGAAUCCACCACAACAUUGGCAACUAAUGGGCAUAAGUUACCUUUCCAAAUCCCAUCUCCGGACACUACUUCGUCAUCUACAGGACCUUCACCAAGUACAGGAGCUUCUGCCCAUAGUGAUGCUUCAACUGGCAGCACAAGCUUGGCCAGUAGCGAUAUGGUUGAUUGUACAAAAGCCACUGUAACAGUUGAAAGGAACCCGUCAAGCAAUAUCAUUGAUGGUUUGAUGCGGCGUUGGGAUCUCAACUUCUUCCGGAACAAUCGAUAAGAUUGGUUUUGAAGUUCAAACAAUUUAAUCUCAUAUCAUAUUAUUUUGUAAGAAAGAAAAUGGCAGGAAUUGUAGUGUUGUGAAGUAGUUGACAGAAAAGAAGAAGAAGAAAUUAAAGAAAAAGAAAACAGAAGAAAUUGUUGUGAAUGUGUAUAUCUUUGUGUGAGGAGGUUCUCUUGCCUCUUGUUUGUAUUUUAAAAUGUUUUACAUUUGUUGACACGAAAGGGUGGUAAUAGGAGGUGGAGGCAAAUUUCUAGAAAUCAAUUGGGCUUUGUUUUGGCUAGUAAGAGUAGUGGCAAUGUUAAAUAUUACAGACUAAAUGUGAUUAAUGUAAUGCCAAAUUGUAGGUAUUGUGGACAAAUUUGUGUUCAUAUUUGCGGGACA